UUCCCUGGCUUAUCUGCCUGGGCCAUUUAACUUCAUAGUGUGGGCUUUGUUUGUUUGUUUGUUUGUUUUGUUUUGCUUUAUGCUUUUCAAAAGGUUGGGAUACUUUAUUCAGUUUACCUCUCAAGCAAUGAAACAAGUUGUUUAUCCUGGUAACAGUAGAUAAUAAUUUCCUUUUCUUACUUCGAGGUUUUAGGAACAAACAAAUCUCUGAGCUAAUCCACUAGAACCCAGCUUUCUCUUGAGACUGGUGUUAAAUCUGACCAUUUUCUAGAAGAUGAUCCUAAGUGGAAAAAGGUGCUCUUGUGUUGAAUUUCUACUCUUCCACCAGUGAAGUAAAAGCGAUUUAAAGAUGAAUAAAAAAAAAAAGGCAUCAACUCCACCACCGCGGAAACUUCCUGAGUGGAUGCUUACGCAGGUUGAGAGAGGUGCUGUGGAAAAAAGAAAGGCAUGUAUUAAGAAGAGUGUUUUAGAAGAUGAUCUUCCCUUCUUAGAAUUCUCUGGAUCCAUAGUGUACAGUUAUGAAGCUAAUGAUUGUUCUUUACUAGCUGAAGAUAUUAGGAUGAGUCUGUCUGAUGGAGAUGUGGUAGGAUUUGACAUGGAAUGGCCACCAAUAUACAAUAAAGGAAACCUGGGCAAAGUUGCAUUAAUUCAGUUAUGUGUGUCAGAAAGCAGAUGCUACUUGUUUCAUGUUUCUCUUACGUCAGUUUUUCCCCAGGGAUUAAAGAUGUUGCUUGAAAAUGAAUCAAUUAAAAAGGCAGGUAUAGGAAUUGAAGGCGAUCAAUGGAAACUUCUACGUGACUUUGACAUCAAGUUGAAUGGUUUUGUGGAACUGACAAAUGUUGCCAAUGGAAAGCUAAAAUGUAUAGAGACGUGGAGCCUCAAUGCUUUGGUUAAACACAUCUUAGGUAAACAGCUUCUGAAAGACAAGUCUAUCCGCUGUAGCAAUUGGAAUAAUUUUCCUCUCACCGAGGACCAGAAACUGUAUGCAGCCACUGAUGCUUAUGCAGGCCUCAUCCUUUAUCAAAAAUUACAAGUUUUGGGUGAUGCUAUGCAAAUGUUUGCUUUAAACCAAGAGGAGGAAAUACUGCCUAGUGUUGUGAAGAAACAGUUGACUUCAGUCUCUGAAGAGAUGAUGGAUCUGGCUAACCAUCUUCCUGACACUUUAAGAAAAUUGGAAAAUCCACAGAGGGUUUCCAUACUAUUGAAGAAUAUUUCAGAAAAUGUAUAUUCAUUGAAGAAGAUAUUAGGACCCACUGACACAGAGACUGAACUGCAACCCAUCAGUGGUUUUAGCUUAUUACCACUGGAAGAUCCAACCGCUAGUGGUGGAGUACCACAAGAACAAAUUAGAGAACAUAAAAUUUGUACUGAAGUUGAUGAGGAAGAAUGGGACUCAACACUUGAUAAUUUUAUUGGACUUGAUGUAGAAAAUAUACCUGGAAAUGAAGUGAAGCAAGAAGAAAAUAAAUUGGAAGAUGGAUUAGAAGACAAAUUGAUAGAGAAUGCAAAAAGGACUUGUUUGAUGUCAUUAGAUAUUACAGAAUCUGAACUCCAAAUUUUGGAACAGCAGGCUCAAGAAAAAAACAUGAAUGAUGUUAUUUGCAAAUCUCCUGAGCAAUCAUCUUCCAAAAAUAAUGAAGAAGAUAUAUCUUAUGUCAUUGAAAGUGAUGAAGAUUUAGAAAUGGAGAUGCUUAAGACUUUAGAAAACCUAAAUAGUAACACGGUAGAUCCAGUUCAUUCAAAAUGCACAGAUAUGGGAACAAAUCUGGAUCUUCCUUCUAAAGAACAUGAAGAUGAGAAUGAAGCUGUUGAAGAGGAACAAGAUGAAGAACGUGAGAAUGAAGAUAUUGAAGAAGAAAAUUAUGAAGACCAUUCAUUACCAGGUCCUAAUACAGAGCAUAUUACUUGCCUCAAGACCUACUUUGGCCAUUCUAAUUUUAAGCCGGUUCAAUGGAAAGUUAUUCAUUCUGUUUUGGAAGAAAGAAGAGAUAAUCUUGUUGUCAUGGCAACUGGAUAUGGAAAGAGUUUGUGUUUUCAGUAUCCACCUGUUUAUGUAGGCAAGAUUGGCCUUGUCAUUUCUCCUCUUAUUUCUUUGAUGGAAGAUCAAGUACUCCAACUUGAAAUGUCCAAUAUUCCAGCUUGUUUUCUUGGAUCAGCACAGUCAAAAAAUAUUUUAGAGGAUGUUAAAUUAGGCAAAUAUCGGAUUAUAUACCUAACUCCAGAAUUCUGUUCCCAUAAUCUGAACCUACUCCAGCAACUUGAGGCUAAUAUUGGUAUCACACUUAUUGCUGUGGAUGAAGCUCACUGUAUUUCUGAGUGGGGACAUGAUUUUAGAAAUUCAUAUAGGACUCUCAGCUCUCUAAAGGCAGUACUCCCAUUGGUUCCCAUUGUUGCACUCACUGCUACUGCACCUUCUUCAAUCAGAGCAGACAUCAUACAGUGCUUAAAACUGAAGGAUCCUCAAAUUACCUGUACUGGUUUUGAUCGACCAAAUCUGUAUUUAGAGGUUGGACGAAAAACGGGAAACAUCCUUGAGGAUCUGAAGCAAUUUCUUGUCAAAAAGACAAAUUCUUGGGAAUUUGAAGGUCCAACUAUCAUCUAUUGUCCUUCUAGAAAAAUGACAGAACAAGUUACAGCUGAACUUAGGAAACUGAAGUUAGCCUGUGAAACAUACCAUGCAGGCAUGAAUAUUAAGUCACGGAAAGAGAUUCAUCAUAAAUUUAUGAGAGAUGAAAUUCAGUGCAUCAUAGCUACCAUAGCAUUUGGAAUGGGCAUAAAUAAAGCUGACAUUCGCAGAGUCAUACAUUAUGGUGCUCCUAAGGAAAUGGAAUCAUAUUACCAGGAGAUUGGUAGAGCUGGCCGUGAUGGACUUCAAAGUUUUUGUCAUGUAUUCUGGGCUCCGACAGACAUUAAUGUAAAUCGGCAUCGCCUUGGUGAGAUACAGAAUGAAAACUUUCGAUUGUACAAAUUAAAGAUGAUGAUGAAGAUGGAAAAAUAUCUUCAUUCUAGAAAGUGUAGACGACGAAUCAUCUUGUCUCAUUUUGAAGAUAAACAACUACGAAAGGCCUCUUUGGGUAUAUUGGGAACUGAAAAAUGCUGUGAUAAUUGCAGGUCCAGAUUGGAUCAUUGCAUUUUAGUUGAUGAUUCAGAAGAUAUACUACAGGACUUCGGUCCACAAGCUUUCCAGCUAUUAUCUGCUGUGAACAUCUUAGGAGAAAAGUUUGGAAUUGGGCUUCCAAUUUUAUUUCUCCUAGGAUCUAAUUCCCAGCGUCUUCAAAAUAAAUAUCGCUGUCACAAUUUGUUUGGCUCUGGCAAGGAUCAUACAAAGAGUUGGUGGACAGCUCUUUCCCAUCAACUGCUGACUGAGGGUUUCUUGGUAGAAGUUUCUGGAUGCAACAGAUUUUCAAGGAUUUACAAAAUUACAAAAAAGGGUAGAAAUUGGCUUGAUAAAGCCAAAUCAGAAUCUCCUCAGGAACUUCUUCUUCAGGCUAAUGAAGAAUUAUGUCCAAGGAAGUUUCUUCCAUCAAGUUCUAAAACUGUAUCCCCAGGAAUUCAACAGCAUUCCUCUAUUCAAGUAUCAGUUAAAUUAACUGCAGAGGAUAAGCCAGACUUGGAGAAGAUGUAUUCUUACAAAACACGUGAUAAAAUUUCUUCUGGCAGUCCUAAAAAAAGUAUCAUGGUGCAAUCAUCAGGAAAAUAUUACAAGUUCUCAGAAACUGUUAUCUCUGCUCAAGAACAGGAGACUCAGACUGUGUUGUAUGGCAAAUUGGUAGAAGCUAGGCAAAAACAUGCCAAUAAAAUGGAUGUUCCUCCAGCUAUUCUGGCAACAAAUAAGAUAUUGGUGGACAUGGCAAAAAUGAGACCCACUACGGUAGAAAAUGUGAAAAGGAUUGAUGGUGUUUCUGAAGGCAAAGCUACUAUGUUGGCCCCUCUGUUGGAAGUCAUCAAAUGUUUCUGUCAAAUGAAUAGUAUUCAGACAGACGUCUUUUCAAGCACAGAACCUCAGGAAGGGCAAAAGAAAAGUCUGGUGGUGAAUAAUGAAGCCUGCUCACUUUCAGAUUCUGCAGCCAUCACAUAUUCUUUAUUUGAAGGAAAGAAAAUGUCUUUGAAGAAUAUAGCUGAGAAUAGAAUCCUGCCUCUCACAGAAGUUGGCAUGCACUUAUCCCAAGCGGUGAAAGCUGGCUACCCUGUUGAUAUGGAGCGAGCAGGCCUGACUCCAGAGGUUCAGAAGAUUAUUGCUGAUGUUAUCCGAAACCCUCCCAUCAACUCAGGUGAUAACCAUGACCCUAGCCUGCACCCUUAAUGACUUGAGUCGUUGAACCCAGAUGA
Molecule: messenger RNA, 4329 nt
Organism: Talpa occidentalis (Iberian mole)
Lineage: Eukaryota; Metazoa; Chordata; Mammalia; Eulipotyphla; Talpidae
Gene: WRN
Product: WRN RecQ like helicase
Exons: 32
Coding region: 350-4303 (1317 amino acids)
Biological process (GO): telomere maintenance; double-strand break repair via homologous recombination; DNA replication
Cellular component (GO): nucleoplasm; chromosome; nucleus
Molecular function (GO): nucleic acid binding; 3'-5' exonuclease activity; 3'-5' DNA helicase activity
Source: RefSeq, a predicted model, not a curated record